AUGGUAGGGAAUGUAUCUUCAGUUUUCGCCGAUAUUAUCAUCAUAGGUGAAAGGAUAGAGAUUGGGUUGAAGAAUGGAAAGAUUGCAUAUAGCUCGCUCGCAGCUACAACUCUUAGAAAGCUCGGUUUCAAUCCAGGGAAGAAAAAGGAAGUAGAAGUGCACGCAACGUCCACAGUACCAAGGUGGGAAAACCAAGCCCACACUCAAAAUUAUCAACGACAGGCUAGCACAAAUCUCAACCAGCCUUUGGGGCAAAUCGCUAGUCCCAAAAGCAAUCAAGAAAGGAAUUUUGUUCAUUUCACUCAUAUUCCUGUGACUUACACAGAGUUGUUGCCAGAUUUACUCCGUAAUGCUUUAGUAGCCAUUUGCCCGAUGAAGCCCUUGCAACCGCCAUAUCCUAAGAAUUUUGAUAUAAAUGCCAAAUGUGAUUAUCACGGAGGAGCCAUUGGACACUCUACCGAGAGAUGCUUAUCUUUCAAAGACAAGGUGCAAGCUCUAAUAGACUCAGGGUGGUUAAAAUUUCAAGAGGAUAAACCCAACAUCGAGGCCAAUCCCCUCUCUAGGCAUGGUAAUGCUUCGAUAAAUGCUAUUGAUCUCAAUGAACCCAAGUUGGUUAAGAAUGUGAGCGAAAUUCAGAGUUCACAAAGGGAUAUUUUUGAGGCGCUACUAAUAGCAGGACUGUUGGAAGGAGAAUAUAACUUGAAUGAGGCAUGUGGGUUCCAUCCAGGUGCUAAACACUCCAUCAAGUUGUGCAAUAGGUUUGAGAGCUUUUUGCAAAAUCUGAUCAAUAAGAAUAUCGUACAAGUAUGUCGUGGGGGUAAGGAGGAAGAAGUUUUUGCACAAACCAAUGAGAAAUCUGUCAUGUCGCCACCAAAGCCAUUGAUAAUUCGUUUCGCUAUAUCCACUCUUGCACCAACAUUUCCGAAAAGACAAUCUGUUGUCAUCCUAUCACUUUCACCCUUCCCAUACAAAAGUGAGAAGGCGGUCCCUUGGAAAUACGGUAUACAUGUGUUAGGAGAGGGACAACAAACAAAAAAUCAAUCAGCCGAUGGGGAGCCAAUUGUAGAAAAUAUAUCAGGCACUGGAGGAAUGACAAGAAGUGGUUGUAUCUUCACCCCACCCAUUUUAAGGAAGGACGUAGUUGGCAACGAGGGAAUAACAAUAGGAGAAAUUAAAGAACUCUUGAAAGAAAAGGACGUGCAAACACAGGAAGGACCUAAAAAAAAGGAAAAGCAAGAAAUAUCUGAUGCAGAGGCUUGUGAGUUUUUAAAGUUUAUACAAAAAAGUGAGUACAAAGUAGUAGAACAAUUGAAACGCAUGCCUGCUCGGAUUUCCCUUUUGGAAUUACUUAUGCAUUCAAUUUCCCAUAGAAAGAUGUUAAUGAAGAUACUCAGCAAAGCUCAAGUGGAUCAGAAUAUUUCCCUAGACAAGUUUGAGGGAAUUGUUGGCAAUAUCACGACUAAUAAUUACCUCACCUUUACUGAUGAUGAGAUACCUACUGAAGGUAAAGGACACAAUAAGGCGUUGCAUGUAUCUGUGAAAUGUUUGGACCAUGUCAUGGCAAGAGUUUUAAUUGAUAAUGGUUCCUCAUUAAAUGUGAUGCCAAGAUCGACGCUAGAAAAAUUGCCAUGUGAUGGUAUGCACAUGAAGCCGAGUGCCAUGAGUGUAAGGGCCUUCGAUGGAAGCAAGAGGGAAGUAAUGGGAGAAAUAGAGUUGCCAGUUCAGAUCGGUCCUUGUAUCUUUCAAAUAACAUUUCAAGUCAUGGAUAUUAUUCCAGCUUACAGUUGCUUGUUGGGCCGCCCUUGGAUCCACUCUGCGGGAGUGGUGCCUUCAACAUUACACCAGAAACUGAAAUACAUAAUGGGUGAUAAACUGGUAAUAGUGUCAAGUGAGGAGGACCUCUUUGUGAGUGGGCCCUCAUCAUCUCGUUACAUUGAAGCAGCAGAGGAAGCCUUUGAGACAGCUUUUCAAUCACUGGAAAUUGUGGGGAAUGCAUAUGUUGAACCAUUUUCGAUGGUCCCACACAUGUCUUGUGCUUCCCUCAUGAUGGCCAAGGUUAUGUUGAAAGAGGGUUACCAAUAUGGAAAAGGGCUUGGUAAAAAUAACCAAGGGCUAACUUUCCCCUUAGAGGUCUUUGAAAACAAGGGUAGAUACGGUUUGGGGUACAAGCCUACUAAAGAAGACAAGAGGAGAUAUGAUGAUGGAUGUUUUGAAAAUGUUAAUGUCGAUUUUCCUAAUUUUGAGCACCUCGUUGAUAAUAUGGAAGGUGAUUAUGAGGAUGAAGUGGAACAAGAAACUAAAGAGAUAAAACCCCAUCAAGAGAAUGUUGAAGUGCUCAAUUUAGGAGAUGUAGGAGAGAUAAAAGAAGUGAAAAUUGGCACUAGUGUAAAGAAAGAAGAAAUACGGGAGCAAUUGUGUGCUCCACUAAAGGAGUUAAGGGACGUUUUCGCAUGGUCAUAUAAUGACAUGCCAGGACUAGAUACUAACGUAUUGCAACAUAAACUCCCUCUCAAGCCAGAGUGUCCUUCCGUCUUGCAAAAGUUGAGGAGAAUGAAACCAGAAAUGUCCUUGAAAAUUAAAGAAGAAGUAAAAAAGCAAUUUGAUGCUGGUUUUUUGGCUGUGGCGAGAUAUCCCCAAUGGGUAGAAAACAUUGUACCUGUGCCUAACAAGGAUGGGAAGGUUCGAAUGUGCGUUGACUACCGAGACUUGAAUCGGGCCAGUCCAAAGGAUAAUUUUCCAUUACCGCAUAUCGAUACGUUGGUGGACAAUACAGCCAGAUUCUCGUUGUUUUCAUUUAUGGAUGGUUUCUCGGGUUAUAAUCAGAUCAAGAUGGUGGCUGAGGAUAUGGAAAAAACUACUUUUAUUACAUUGUGGGGGAACUUUUUGCUAUAA
This is a messenger RNA of Vigna unguiculata (cowpea), 2892 nucleotides long. RefSeq lists its product as uncharacterized. Gene Ontology annotation, molecular function: nucleic acid binding. The record is from RefSeq and is a predicted model, not a curated record. NCBI's taxonomy places the organism in Eukaryota, Viridiplantae, Streptophyta, Magnoliopsida, Fabales, Fabaceae.